Vollenhovia emeryi is the source of this 3774-nucleotide messenger RNA. RefSeq lists its product as uncharacterized. Bases 373 to 3246 code for a protein of 957 amino acids. The transcript is spliced from 2 exons. Lineage: Eukaryota; Metazoa; Arthropoda; Insecta; Hymenoptera; Formicidae. The record is from RefSeq and is a predicted model, not a curated record.
AAUAUGGGAGAGCAGUGAUUGGCUGCUCGAAUCACGCACCCCCUGUCCCGCACGCGGAUUCCCGUACCGUGUGAUUUCACCCGCAGGGUCCAACACGUGACGCACUCGUGAAUGUUCUUUCCAGCUGAAACGGCAGCACGGCUCAGUUUAUCUUUCUCCUUUCGGUAUGGAGAGAGAAUAAUGAACUCUGACCAGUGCAGCUAGUGCAGAAGAACAAAUCCUGCCGACAUUUGCAAAAUGAAGAGUGCAAAUAGUAACUAAUUAUUCGGUCCGAUAACGAAGUCGUGAAUACUGCUCUAAGCGUAUCAAUAAAGUAUAAAAAGUGGUCUCUUUCCCCCGCGGAGGCGGGACGAGCGUUCGAAGACUAGAGAAAUGGAUGACGAACGUACCGGGGACCGCGGAAAGGAAGAUGAGCCGAUAAAGUCCGGUACUCCGAAGGAUGCCAAGACACUUGCCCUCUUCCCCGAGAAACACGCUGUUGCUAGCGGAGGAGCGACGUCAGACUCGCCAGUUGAAAUGACAUCUGAAAGGACAACUACAGAGAAGAGAGGAAGGGGCAGUACUGAGGGAGCAGUGCAAGAAAAGAAAACUACACAGGGGACAAGAAUACAAAAGAUUAAGAAGACUUGUAAGAUUAAGAAGACUUGUAAGAGAGAUUCGACUUUGGAGAAGAAAGAAGAUACAGAUGACAAUUGCACUGACCAGAAAAACAAGGAGAAAGAACUAUUUCAGGUGCUAGAGGAUUUUCUGGCAACAGAGAAUCAAUCACAGUCCGGAGAGAAAACAAACGAGAGCCAAAAUCACGAUGAUACUGAAAUUGUUACGUUAGAAGAUCCUUUAAAGAAACAUCGGAAGGAAGAGCCAAUACAUUGUAGCAACCAGGAAGAACUUGCAGAGGUUAAACAAGAGGAUGGAGAUUUAAUAAAGGAUUAUCGUGAAGGCGAAUUUGAUGAGAAGCAAGAAGGUCCGGUACAUGUCAUCUGCAAAGUUAACCAACGUAUGCAAAGUACAAAACAAUCGAAGAAUAUGGCCAAGAUUAGUAAGAAACUACAUAAAUAUCCAAUUGAGAUUGACAUGAUCAAUUUCAAUACUGCUAGACUCACUUUUCGUGAUGCUGACAAGGCAAAUAAGUGUUUGGACACAAUGAAGGAUGAUAGUACACUUACUCUGUUCCCCGAGAAACAAGCUGUCACCAGCGGAGAAGCGAUUUCAGACAGGCCAAUUGAAGUGGUGGAAAAAGGGAAAAAUGUUACACAAAAGAAGAAUACGUUAAGUCGUUUAGAUAAAUGUACAAAGGAAGAGCCAAUAUAUCGUAUUAGCCAUGGAGAACUGGUAAAGAUUGAACAAGAGGACGGGGAUUCGAUAAAGAAACAUCGUGAAAGCGAAUUUGAUGGGAGAAAAAGAUUUGCCGCGAAGCUAUCAGAACAUGUUAUCUGUAAACUUAACCAAUGUAUGCAAAGUAAAACACAACGUAAAAAUAAGACUGAGAUUCAAAAGGUACUAAAUAAAUAUCCUUACCGUCCAAAUAAAAUAGACAUGGUUAAUUUUAACACUGCUAGACUCACUUUUUGUGAUGCUGCCAAAGCAAAUAAGAUGUUGAAUACAAUGAAGAAUGAUGAGACACUUACUCUCUUCCUCGAAAGACAUGCUGUCAUUAGCAAAAGAGCGAUCUCAGACUGGCCAAUUGAAAUGAUAGAAGAUGAGAAGACUACACAGAAAGGAAGAAUAAAAAAGACCAAUGAAGAAGAUUCAACUUCGGAAGAAGAAGUGGAUGACAAAGGAAACGAGAAGAGAGAGACGGUAAAAGAUAGUCCAGCGAAUGCUCUGAAAUUGUUUAAUUAUUUUCAGUGGUCGUUAAUAGAAAACCAAUCGCAUUCCGAGAAGAGAACAAACGAGAGCCAGAAUCAGGAUAGCGAAUUUAUUACGUUAGAAGAGUUUUUAGGGGAACGUACGAAGGAAGAGCCAAGUACAAUAUAUUACAAUCACCAGGGAGAGCUAGUAAAAGCUAAUCAAGAGGACAAGGACUUACUAGAAAUAUAUCAUAACCGCGAAUUAGCUGAGAGAAGAUUUGAUGAAAAGCAAGAUGUGGUACAAGUUAUCUGCUUAAUUAGGGAAAAUAUGCAAGAUGUAAAAGAUCCGAUUAAUUGGAUUUAUAACAAACUAUUUCCCUAUUGUCCAACUCGGGUAAUCAUGAUUACUCCUAACAAGGCUAAACUCGUUUUUGGUAGUGCUAAGAAAGCAAAUAAGAUGUUGGAUAAAAUGAAGGACGAUAACAGGCUUACUCUCUUCAUCGACAGACAUUUUGUCACUACUAAAGGAGUGAUCUCAGACUGGCCAGGUGGAAUACCGGAAUUGUGGAAAGUCAUCGAUACGAAGAAAGACAUAAUUAAACUGCAAAGGAUGACUAGACGAUACUGGGACGCUAAAAAGAAGAUAUCCAAGGUAAAAUUAACCAGUAAUAUAUCAGUAGUAUUUAAGGAUAAUUUCCCCAGAGAUUCGAUAGCUUUUCGCAGUAGUAUGGGUCGCUUGGCGAUUAUGCCAUUUGUCGAACCGGUCAGGCAGUGUCUCAACUGUUAUCUUUUUGGCCAUGGUGCAUCAACGUGUAGCAGCACAAAAAAAUGUGCGACGUGCGGUAAAAAUGAACACGGUAUGUGCAAGGCCAGGAGGCUACAGUGCCGUAACUGUGGAGAGGAACAUGAAUCCACAUUCAGAGGUUGUAGGGAAUAUCUAAGGAAGAUGGAUAUUCACACUGUUAUGGCAGUUAAUAACUGUUCUUAUUAUGAUGCGGAGAAAGUUGUAGAUAAAGAAAACGACAAACUAACAGACUGUUCUUUCCGGAAUAUGUCGAGUCUGACUAAGCAACGGAGUGUAACAGUAACUAGUCAGGGAAAAAAUUUCAACGUUGCAGGAAGUAGCGACAAGAAUGAACGGAGACAUGUAGGAUCAGCACAAAACUGCUCUGGAAAAUUGGAUACUGGAAAGGGGAAGAUAGCUAAGGAUUGCGAAAUCAUGAAAGCGACUUUUAUAAGGACAAAGAAGAAACCAGGGAUGACUAGAAAAUACCCGAACAACUGUAAGAAAUACGAUAAAGACGCAGUGAUGAAUAUAGAGAAAAGGAUACAAAACAUCGAAGACAGGGAGAAAAGAAAUAGAGAAGAGAAACGUGAAAAAAGAAGAGAAAUGUUGGAAAUGAGAAGUCAAUGGAAAAAGGCCACCAGGAACAUCUCGCCAGAAUAUAAUUUCUAACCAUGCUAAAAGUCUUACUGUGGAGUGCGAGAGAUACGAAAGAAAAAAAAGAAAGAAAUAUUUCUAAUUGUGAUAUUCAUUUUCGUAUUUAUUUUGCGAUUAUGCAGUAAAAUUAAUGAUUGAAGUGAGUUUUUUUAUUUCGAGUUUAAUUUUGUUUGUAAUUAAUAUUAAGUAGAAGUGAGAGUAUUCUUUUAUAUUAAUCAAAAAAGGUAUGGAAAUGCUGCAUACGACAGUCUUUGAAGAUUCCGUUCGAUAUUCGCGGCAAAAGCCUUCGUAAUAUAAUUUAUACCAAGUAUGGUGCACCAAUUAUUAUUCAGAUAUUCCUCAGAAGAGGAUGGAAAGGAACAAUGCUAUUUUCUGAUGGCAGAGUAUUGUUAGGCAUCUUAAUGCCUAACAAUACUCUGGAUUCUAUACUCUAGUUAGGCCUUAAAGGUCAUAAAAAACGAUUCAUUGUCGGCAUAUGUUAACAAAUAUAUAUUGGUUUAUACUAUAAAUAAAUAUAUUGUUAUUAAGAAGUUACACUCUAAG